This is a messenger RNA of Bubalus bubalis (water buffalo), 1948 nucleotides long. RefSeq names its product phytanoyl-CoA 2-hydroxylase interacting protein like (gene PHYHIPL). NCBI's taxonomy places the organism in Eukaryota, Metazoa, Chordata, Mammalia, Artiodactyla, Bovidae. The record is from RefSeq and is a predicted model, not a curated record. The transcript has 6 exons. Gene Ontology annotation, cellular component: cytoplasm. Gene Ontology annotation, molecular function: protein binding. The coding region runs from base 233 to 1408 and encodes 391 amino acids.
CGGGUCUGUCUCGGUCUCUCAGAGCCGCACGCUCCGUGGAGCUCCAGCCACUGCCGUCGCCUCGGCAGCGGCUCUCCAGCCCGGCGGCUCAGCAUCGGCCCCUCAGCGCCGCGUCCCAGGCCACCUCCCUCUCAUCCGCCACUCCCCUUUCCUUUCCCGCCCUUCUCUCCCACACGGUCCUCGGAGAGAGCCUGGAUACGAAGCAGGCGGACGUGAGAAGGGGGUUGGAAAAAUGGAGGUGCCGCGCCUGGAUCAUGCCCUCAACAGCCCCACCAGCCCCUGUGAGGAGGUGAUCAAAAACCUCAGCCUGGAGGCCAUUCAGCUGUGCGACCGAGAUGUGAAGGGGCAGAAGAGUGCGUUUCAGCACCAAGGACAGCCACAAGGGAACAAAUCACAGGACAGUGGCAUUGCAGAGAUGGAGGAACUUCCUGUGCCACACAACAUCAAAAUAAGCAACAUCACCUGCGACUCAUUCAAGAUUUCAUGGGAAAUGGAUUCAAAGUCAAAGGACCGUAUUACACACUAUUUCAUUGACCUCAAUAAGAAAGAGAACAAGAACUCCAAUAAAUUUAAACACAAGGAUGUUCCAACAAAACUGGUGGCAAAAGCUGUUCCCUUGCCGAUGACUGUCCGUGGACACUGGUUUUUGAGCCCAAGAACUGAGUAUACAGUAGCAGUGCAGACUGCCUCAAAACAAGUUGAUGGUGAUUAUGUUGUGUCUGAAUGGAGUGAAAUUAUAGAAUUCUGCACAGCAGACUAUUCAAAAGUCCAUCUAACACAACUGUUGGAGAAGGCCGAAGUGAUUGCAGGACGGAUGCUCAAAUUUUCUGUUUUUUAUCGUAACCAGCACAAAGAAUAUUUUGACUACAUUCGAGAACAUCAUGGGAAUGCUAUGCAGCCCUCUGUCAAGGACAACAGUGGCAGCCAUGGCUCUCCUAUCAGUGGAAAAUUAGAAGGCAUCUUCUUUAGCUGCAGCACUGAAUUCAAUACUGGGAAGCCACCCCAGGAUUCGCCUUAUGGAAGAUACAGGUUUGAGAUUGCAGCAGAAAAACUUUUUAACCCCAAUACUAACUUAUACUUUGGGGACUUCUACUGUAUGUACACUGCUUAUCAUUAUGUGAUUCUGGUCAUUGCUCCUGUGGGGUCACCAGGAGAUGAAUUUUGUAAGCAGCGCCUUCCUCAACUAAAUUCCCAGGAUAAUAAAUUUCUGACCUGCAGAGAAGAAGAUGGGAUGCUGGUUUACCAUCAUGCCCAGGAUGUCAUUUUAGAAGUCAUUUACACUGACCCCGUGGAUCUUUCUCUAGGCACCGUGGCAGAAAUCACUGGUCAUCAGCUCAUGAGUUUAUCUACUGCAAAUGCAAAGAAAGAUCCCAGCUGCAAAACCUGUAAUAUUAGUGUUGGACGUUAAUGCCCACUUUUCUUAUUCUCAGUCCCCCUUUCUUCCCGUGGGAGCCCUGAUCCUCUGUUGUCCAUUUUCAUCACCCAGAUGUUUUCCACUGAAGCAUGCACAUGCCACUGUCACCAAGAGCAAGCCAUCACUUCUCAGAUUUCCGAGCUGUUGUAGUGUUUCCUAGUCCCUGCCCUUCCCACGACUUUGAGAGAUGAACUGUCCUAAGUUGUUUCUGACACCCUCUUGCCUAGAUGCUGCAAUGUUUUUAUUUUUCCUUUAUGCCAAACAUAACCAAACUAUUAUAUAAACUGCUUUAGUAAAAUACAAAAUAAUGGCUUAUAAAUGGUGUUUAAAUAUGCUCUCAUUUUAAUCUACUGAACAAAUAUUGGGAUAACUCCAAACCGCAUGAAAAAGUGUAAUUGCAGCAUGAGUUAAACCUUGAAGCCUAGAAUUGUCAGCACUUCCAACUUGUUGUUUGACAGUGUUAUUUAUGUUAUUUAUAUUAGCUAACAGGAAACAACUACUGUGUUUCAACAUAAUAAAUAUAAUAGAAAAAUA